Molecule: messenger RNA, 1401 nt
Organism: Colletotrichum graminicola M1.001
Lineage: Eukaryota; Fungi; Ascomycota; Sordariomycetes; Glomerellales; Glomerellaceae
Product: major facilitator superfamily transporter
Exons: 3
Coding region: 1-1401 (466 amino acids)
Biological process (GO): molybdate ion transport
Cellular component (GO): membrane
Molecular function (GO): molybdate ion transmembrane transporter activity
Source: RefSeq, a predicted model, not a curated record
AUGUCUUUCUACCAGCUGAACCUAGCCGCCUUCGCGGCGGGCAAUGGGUAUCUGCUGUAUCAACAGUACAAGCGCCAGGAGCAAGAGGCAAUCGAAGAGCUGAAACAGGAGGCGGCCGCUGUUGACGAUGGUGCUGAAGGUCACGACAUCGAGCUCUCUCAACUGCUCACGGAGCCCGCUGGGUCGCAGGCCGCGGUCCGGCAGUUCCAGCUUGAUUUCUUUCCCGUCUACGCUCUGGCAAUGGCGGCUGAUUGGUUGCAGGGCCCGCACAUCUAUGCCAUCUACAAGUACGACAAGAACAUACCCGAAAAGGUUGUCGCUGCGCUGUACGCUGCUGGUUUCGUCUCCGGUGCCAUUUCGGCCUCCUUUGCUGGCGAACUCGCCGAUCGAUAUGGCCGUCGUCUUGCCUGUAUCACGUACUGCAUCACGUACAUCUUUACCUGCCUGACGAUGCUCACCGACAACCUCUUCAUCUUGUUCCUCGGCCGCUUCUGCGGCGGCAUCUCAACCACCCUUCUUUACAGCGUGUUCGAAGCAUGGUUGAUUACAGAAUACAAUCAGCGUGGUCUGUCACGGACGAAGCUCAAGCUGGGCGCCAUCUUCGGUCACAUGACCACCAUCAGCUCCAUCGUGGCGAUUGCCUCUGGCAUCUUCGGUGACGUCCUGGUCAACGCCCUGGGUGGCCGUGUCUGGCCGUUCAUGGCAAGCGUGGCAUGCUCCGCGAUGGCCAUGUGGGUGAUCAUGGGAAGAUGGAAGGAGAACUAUGGGGCCAAGCAAGCCGGCCCGGCAACAUCCUCUCUCGGAGAUGUCAAGAGCGGGAUCCAGAUGAUCAUAGGCGACAAGCGCAUCCUAUCGCUGGGUCUGACGUCGACCGUCUUCGAGGGUACUAUGUACCUCUUUGUGUUUUUCUGGUCUGCAGCGCUCAAGAGUGCGAGAACGAGGGCUGGCUCAAACGAGGAGUUGCCCUUUGGACUCAUUUUCUCCAGCUUCAUGUGUGCUAUGAUGGCGGGCUCGGCGUUCUUCUCGCUCUACACCAAGUCUCACUCCAAGGAGACGACUUCGGUGAUCUUGAUGCUUGUGGUGCUCAUGGUGAGCUGCUGUCUCUCGGCGGCUGUCCUAUUCGAGAGCGAGAUGUUUCUGUUCUGGGCGCUGUGUUUGGUGGAAGCUAGCAUCGGCGCAUACUUCCCGAGCAUGUCAUUCCUGAAGAGCCAGGUUGUCGAGGACGGCGUACGAGGGCGUGUGUAUAGCCUGCUGAGGCUACCACUCAACGUCUUCGUUGUCGUGGCGCACAGCCUGGAUGAAGAGGGUGACGGACACCGAAACAGCGUCUUCCUCACUUGUGCUAUGUUGCUUAUGGUGUCCUUUUUCAUAGUCAAGAGGACCUUUGAACCAACGGCGUAA